Corythoichthys intestinalis (scribbled pipefish) is the source of this 7138-nucleotide messenger RNA. RefSeq names its product transmembrane O-mannosyltransferase targeting cadherins 2b (gene tmtc2b). Gene Ontology annotation, cellular component: endoplasmic reticulum membrane. The transcript has 12 exons. The record is from RefSeq and is a predicted model, not a curated record. Gene Ontology annotation, molecular function: mannosyltransferase activity; identical protein binding. NCBI's taxonomy places the organism in Eukaryota, Metazoa, Chordata, Actinopteri, Syngnathiformes, Syngnathidae. The coding region runs from base 362 to 2896 and encodes 844 amino acids. Gene Ontology annotation, biological process: protein O-linked glycosylation via mannose.
AGGCUACAAACCCGCGCUCGCGCAGCAUCAGAGUGCCAAGCCCUCGUGUGGUCGGGAAGGCGUGUGAAACCGAACGUCGUCACCGAUUGAAUAAACCUUACUGGUGUAAGAAUUUUUCCCCCUCUCCUUGGCGAACUUCCAGACGGAUAAAGAGCUCUCCGCCUCCCAGCCAGCAUGGGUUAGACACGCUGCGACCCACGGCGUGUCCACUUUGUGCACUUGAACCAGCGAGGAUGGGGGACACCGGACUUGUUUUCGCGCAGAAAUCCUGACAAAGACGACGACUGCCAGGGAACACACAUAUUGCAGUCGUUCAUUCUUCUUUUUAGUUUUGUUGUUGGAACACGUCACGAGAAGAGAAAUGUUUGCAGAAUUGCUGUGCAGCGCCGUGGCUCUGGUCUUGUACGUCAACACUCUGGGAGCGGAUUUCUGCUACGAUGACAGCCGUGCAAUCAAGACCAAUCAAGACCUUCUUUCAGAAACACCCUGGACAAAUAUCUUCUAUGAUGACUUCUGGGGCACCUUGCUCACACACACUGGCAGCCACAAGUCUUACCGCCCCCUCUGUACCCUCUCCUUCCGCUUUAAUUACGCUGCGGGUGGGCUGGAUCCGUGGGGUUACCACCUGGUGAAUGUUGCCCUCCACGGCACGGUGGCGGGCCUUUUUACAAGGCUCGCUCACUUGCUGCUUGGCGGAGGCUUAUGGAGCCUCCUGGCUGGCCUGCUAUUCGCUUCCCACCCCAUCCACACCGAGGCAGUGGCAGGUGUCGUUGGCCGAGCCGAUGAAGGAGCUGCCUUGUUCUUCUUGCUAUCCCUGCUGUGUUACAUACAUUACUGUGAGCUGCGGGGCAAUGCUGGAGCACUGCAGCUUAUGGCUUGGUUCCUGGGCAGCCUGGGCUGCGCAGCGUGCAGUAUGCUGUGGAAGGAGCUGGGAGUGACCGUUCUGGCCUUAUCAGCGCUCUAUGAAAUCUGCGUUUUGCACAAGCUGAAACUCCGACAGAUUGUUGUGCUUCUCUAUAAGAGAAAUAACGUCCAGCUGCUGCUGAAUGUAUUUCUGCUGGCAGCCUGGGGCGUGACCCUGUUGGCCUGCCGCCUCUACUGGAUGGGUAACAAGCCCCCAAACUUCUCCAACUCAGACAACCCAGCAGCUGACUCCCCCUCCCUCCUCACCAGGACGCUGACAUUUUUAUACCUACCUGCCGUCAACUUUUGGCUCCUCCUCUGCCCGAACACACUCAGCUUCGAUUGGUCGAUGGACACGCUACCUUUGAUCAGGAGCCUCACUGAUUGGAGGAACGCCCAUACACUCCUUUUCUAUUUUGGAUUUUUACAGCUGGCCUGGUUCAGUGUGUGGAAGCGGCCAAAAUCCAAGGGCAAGGAAAGUAAUGGCAAAGCACAUGUGUUUAGUAAUGGACGGAAUGGGAACAGCAAUGGGCACACUUACCAGAACCACGAACAUGAACAUGUGAACAACUCUUGCAUGACUACUCACAUCAAUAGUGCACAGAAUGGUACCAAAAAGCUCCAUGAGAGCAGGACAUCGCUGCCCACCACGGAAAAUGUGGUGGUGUUUUCCCUAGGCCUUUUGGCUAUCCCGUUCCUCCCUGCCACAAAUCUCUUCUUUUAUGUUGGCUUCGUGAUAGCAGAAAGAGUACUGUACAUUCCCAGCAUGGGAUUUUGUCUGCUGGUAGCCGUGGGCUUGCGGUCUCUAUACAUUCGACUGAGAAAGAACUCCUCAAGGUCCUUGUUGGUUUACUGCAGCGCAGCCUUGAUUUUGCUUUUUGGUGUUAGGACUGUUUUGAGGAACCGGGACUGGGAGAACGAAGAGAUGCUCUACAAGUCAGGGAUUUCAGUCAAUCCCGCUAAAGCAUGGGGCAACCUGGGAAAUGUCCUGAAGAGUCAAGGGAAGAUGGAGGAGGCGGAACAGGCCUACAGGAAUGCUCUUUAUUACCGCAGCAACAUGGCUGACAUGCUGUACAACCUCGGUUUGCUGCUCCAGGAGAGCAACAAGUUCUCUGAGGCACUUCACUACUAUAAACUGGCCAUUGGAAGCCGGCCAACUCUGGCCUCGGCCUACUUGAACACAGGCAUUAUCCUGAUGAACCAAGGUCGCCUGGAGGAGUCCAAGCGUACCUUCCUGACCUGUGCUGAAAUCCCGGAUGAGAACCUUAAAGACCCCCACGCCCACAAGAGCUCGGUCACUAGCUGCCUGUACAACUUGGGGAAGCAGCUGCAUGAGCAAGGGCGACAAGAGGAGGCCCUCUCUGUCUUUAAACAAGCAAUACAGAAAAUGCCAAGGCAAUUUGCACCGCAGAGCCUCUACAACAUGAUGGGAGAGGCCUAUAUGAGACUAAACAAACUGACUGAAGCCGAACACUGGUACCGAGAGUCCCUUCGAGCCAAGCCGGACCACAUUCCUGCGCACCUCACCUACGGAAAACUCCUGGCUACAACAGGGCAGAAAUCAGAAGCAGAGAAGUACUUCUUGAAGGCCAUCCAGCUAGAUCCCACAAAGGGCAACUGUUACAUGCAUUAUGGUCAGUUUUUGUUGGAAGAAUCUCGGCUCCUGGAAGCGGCAGAGAUGGCACAGAAGGCUGCCCGGCUUGACAGCGGCGAGUUUGAUGUGGUCUUCAGUGCUGCUCAUAUGCUAAGACAAGCCAGCCUGAACGGAGCAGCUGAGAAGUAUUACGGACAAGCUGCAAGCCUGAGACCCAAUUAUCCCGCCGCCUUGAUGAACUUGGGAGCCAUUCUUCAUCUCAAUGGGAAACUUCAAGAAGCUGAAGCUAAUUACCUCCGAGCGCUGCGCCUCAAACCAGAUGAUGCCAUCACCCAGUCCAACUUGCGUAAGCUGUGGAACAUUAUGGAGAAACAAGGCCUGAAGACCACCAGCCCAUAAGCUUUAGUUGCCUGCUUGGCACACGGAUGCCCUGCUUGCUCAUCUAACUGACGUAGAAGUAAGUCAGGGAGGAUGUCUGCAAAUGCAGAAAGGGCUCGAUAGUGCCUCGGUGCCCUUGUCGUGGUUUCUGCUGACACCUCGACUUCUGACACAAAUGUUGUUAGAAGUUUGACCUGAGCGUCGCUCCUAUUUUACUAACUAGAGCACUUGAAAUGGAGGUGGUAAUGUGGUUCUAUCCUUCACCAUUGGGAAUGAAUUUGAAGGCGAGUGAUUAAGGUGUUCAGCUUCACUUUAUAAUGGAGAAAAUAGUUGAUCCGUCAUUAAGACAAAAGGUAUUAAGAAUGUCACCCAUUACAUCAAUAACUCGAAGGAAAUAUAAUAUCAAUAAAUGCAUUUUGGUGACUUUAAAAGGGAAUUAAUUUAUUUGCGAUUGCAGCACUACAAAAGCCUGAAAGUGUUUAAAAGAGCAUGUUUGAAACAGAUUUGGCUUUAAAAUUUAGAGAGGAAAAAGUAGGACGAACAAUAUGAGAUAUUUAUUGCGCCUUCUUAUAAAAAUGAUUAAGACUUUUUUUUCAGCAGUACAAAUGUCAUUUCUAUACUGUAACAAAAAUCAAGUCUUGAAGUAGGAAGCUAUAAAUGGAAAAGCAAAUGACCUUCCCAUGGAAGUUGUACACAAUUUAAGGACUGCUCUGGGAGUUUGGCUGACAUUGCUUCCCCUACAUGUCACAAGCUUCUUUUAUUUAAUAUGUGAACGAGUGGAAGAGUUAUUGGCCAAAUACAAAAGCUAUCUAUAACCAUGCUGACCUUUUUUUUAACAUUAAAAGAUGAAAUAACGAAUGAUAUGUUUUCAUCCCCAUCUUGGUGUUGGAUUUAACUAAUUUGAUGUGUUUGUAUAAAAUAAAUCCUAAUAUAUACCUAAAUUGUGUGUUGUAAACUGAAAUCUCACAGGAAAAAAGGAGUCUGGCACAGAAUGAUUUGUUGGUUCACUUCACUGUUUUUUUUUUUUUUUUAGUGUGUCAGUGUUGUUAAUCGACUUGAACAUCCACCUGUUGUUGUCAAAUGAAGUGAAAACACACCGUCUGUGAAAGAAGAAAAUGUACACAAUUGGUGGUGAUCUGUUACAAGCACUUAGACUAGUAUGCCACUUUUCUACUGCAUGGUACCAGGUGCUUUAGGGCGAUUACUUUUCCUGCUUCAGAACUUUUUUACAUCCAAUGUGCAGUGUUUACAUCACCCAAUAUAGUAAUGAAAAAUUACCGUUUAUCUGCUUUUGAAAAUUUUUAUUUGUCAAAAACCUGUAUACAGUGGGGCAAAUAACUAUUUAGUCAACCACCAUUUGUGCAAGUUCUCCUACUUGAAAAGAUUAGGGAGGCCUUUAAUUGUCAACAUGGGUAAACCUCAACCAUGAGAGACAGAAUGUGAAAAAAAACAGAAAAUCACAUUGUUUGAUUUUUAAAGAAUUUAUUUCCAAAUUAGAGUGGAAAAUAAGUAUUUGGUCACCUACAAAAAAAGCCAGAUUUCUAGCUGUAAAAGAGGUCUAACUUCUUCUAACGAGGUCUAACGAGGCUCCACUCGUUACCUGUAUUAAUGGCAACUUUUUUAACUCAUUAUCGGUAUAAAAGACACCUGUCCACAACUCAGUCAGUCACACUCCAAACUCCACUACGGCCAAGACCAAAGAGCUGUCCAAGGACACCAGAGAUAAAAUUGUAGACCUGCACCAGGCUGGGAAGACUGAAUCUGCAAUAGGUAAAACGCUCGGUGUAAAGAAAUCAACUGUGGAAGCAAUUAGUAGAAAAUAGAAGACAAACAAGACCACUGAUAAUCUCCCUCGAUCUGGGGCUCCAUGCAAGAUCUCACCCCGUGGCGUCAAAAUGAUAACAAAAACGGUGAGCAAAAAUCCCAGAACCACAAGGGGGGACUUAGUGAAUGACCUACAGAGAGCUGGGACCACAGUAACAAAGGCUACUAUCAGUAACACAAUGGGCCGCCAGGGACUUAAAUCCUGCACUGCCAGACGUGUCCCCCUGCUGAAGAAAGUACACGUCCAGGCCCGUCUGCGGUUCGCUAGAGAGCAUUUGGAUGAUCCAGAAGAGGACUGGGAGAAUGUCUUAUGGUCAGAUGAAACCAAAAUGGACUUUUUGGUAGAAACACAGGUUCUCGUGUUUGGAGAAGAAAGACUACUAAAUUGCAUCCGAAGAACACCAUACCCACUGUGAAGCAUGAGGGUGGAAACAUCAUGUUUUGGGGCUGUUUUUCUGCAAAGGGACCAGGACGACUGAUCUGUGUAAAGGAAAGAAUGAAUGGGGCCAUGUAUCAAGAGAUUUUGUGUGAAAAUCUCCUUCCAUCAGCAAGGGCAUUGAAGAUGAGACGUGGCUUGGUCUUUCAGCAUGACAAUCAUCCCAAACACACAGCCAGGGCAACAAAGGAGUGGCUUCGUAAGAAGCAUUUCAAGGUCCUGGAGUGGCCUAGCCAGUCUCCAGAUCUCAACCCCAUAGAAAAUCUGUGGAGGGAGUUGGAAGUCCAUGUUACCCAACGACAGCCCCAAAACAUCACUGCUCUAGAGGAGAUCUGCAUGGAGGAAUGGGCCAAAAUACCAGCAACAGUGUGUGAAAAGCUUAUGAAGAGUUACAGCAAACGUUUGGCCUCUGUUAUUGCCAACAAAGGGUACAUAACAAAGUAUUGAGAUGGAACUUUUGGUAUUGACCAAAUACUUAUUUUCAACCAUGAUUUGCAAAUAAAUUCUUUAAAAAUCAAACAAUGUGAUUUUCUGUUUUAUUUUUCCACAUUCUGUCUCUCAUGGUUGAGGUUUACCCAUGUUGACAAUUACAAGCCUCUCUAAUAUUUUAAAGUGGGAGAACUUGCACAAUUAGUGGUUGAAUAAAUACUUAUUUGCCCCACUGUAACUAGAUCAGGGGUCGGCAACCCAAAGCUCUAGAACCGCAUCAAAGGGUUAAAAGAGCUGCUCUUUUAACCCUUUGAUGCGGCCCAGUGGCAUAUUAACUUAAUGAUUAUUUGAACAAAAUUUAUUCUGGUGCUUGCAAGAUUUAACAAUGGAACUUAACUUCCCUUUAGUAGGUAGAUCAAGUCAGGCUCACUGUUAUAUGUGUUUGCCAACAGAACACUCACGCAGGUUAUGAAUUCAUCAGCUAUGUAAAGUCACACUGAAGCUGUGCCCACAAGUCUUUGCACCAUUCACUGGCACAAAGACUUGUAGGUACACCUUCCAAGUAGCAACCAUGACUUUACACUCACAAAUGCAAUGAAUUCACCAACUAUGUUAAGUCAUGAUUGCCACUCAGAAGGUGUAGCCCCAAGUUUUUUGGCAACAUUCAGAGGUGAAAAGACUUCUGGGUGUGCAUUCUGAGUGGCAACAAUGACUUAACAUAGUUGGUGAAUUCAUGACGUGAGUGUUCUGUGUUAAAAGUGUGUAAAAAGUGAGCACUUAUUCUGCUAAUAAAAGGAGGCCAAACCCCUUUGCCAAGUCAAAUAUGCACAACAGAAUAAUAUAUAAGCAGUUGAGCCAAUGCAAUCAUUUCAAAUGUCAAUACCUGUAUGUGCGUGCAGCUCUUAGUGUUGGCUUUUUUGUGGAAACUGGAUUAAAAUGCCUCUUUGAGUGUUAAAGGUUGCCGACCACUGAACUUAAUACUAAUUUUUAAAAAUACCUUUUUUCUGGUUCCAGUGUACAGUACCCUACAGGGAUAAGUGCAGUGGAAAGGGGUCAUACAUUGUACUGUAAGUUAUUAUGUUGUUAACUUAGCAACAGAACCAGCUGGCACUGUGUUUUCCAUGUUUAAGGAAGAAGGUACAUAUCUGAAUUAAAUCUCGAAAUCCGUUAUUGUAGUUUUGUGAUAAAUAGUGUCAUUUUGAAUGUGCUUAUCUGAAUUUUGUCGUGUCUUUAUGCUGAUUUCACCAGAGUUUAGAACAUUUCUAAUCACAUUCCAUCUCAGCCUCACACAUUCUGUAGUCGCAACAUGUGUUUAAAUCUUAUGUACAGUGUUUAGUGCAAAGUCUGCUAAUUGCUUGAGUCAAGUGUCCCACUUUGUGUCUCAACUCAGGGAUCUCAAGCGGUGCAUUUUUGCAGAAACAAUUUCUCACAGAGCUAAAUUAUAGAUUUAUUUUUGAAUGCUGUUGUAUUUGUAUAUAUCAUUGAGAUUUGUAACCUUUCCUUUUUUUGUAAAAAAAAAAAAAAAAAGAAAAAAGAAAAAAAUGGUGUCCGAGCAGAUAUUUUCCCCAACGUUG